Molecule: messenger RNA, 1677 nt
Organism: Acaulospora morrowiae
Lineage: Eukaryota; Fungi; Glomeromycota; Glomeromycetes; Diversisporales; Acaulosporaceae
Source: the annotation of a GenBank genome assembly
CCUUUGUCUCGAAAUCGCACCAUGUCGAAUGAAUUUCAAAAAUACUUUACUCGAAGUUCGAUAGAUUGGAACAUUAUUGAUUUUUUGGAGGAAUGUAGCGAAGAACAAUUUCAAAAAAAGAUAGAUAAGUAUCUUAGAAGCCUCGAUACAAUCGUGGCUCGCGAACAAGGAAGGCGAAAAGAAAAAGCGAGGACCGCUCGCCUGAUUCAGCACUGGUCCCACUGGGGCACAAAUGACCCGCUCGGUUGUUUAUGUUUAAAGCCUUGGGAGCCUAGAUCUGACUAUGACUUAGCAAGAAGUUGGGAAAAGAAUAAAUCAGAUAAAACAAUCAAUAGUCAUUCAAUAGUUAUUCAAAAUUCAAUAUUAACAGAAGGCUGUUGCGGAAAUAACUUUAAUUGGUCCAACAGUGCUUCAAAACAAAUCCAGAAAAGGGACCAAGAAGAGGAUGACGAUUUUAAAGAGGGUGCUUCCAAAAAAGCUCGUCAAGACAAAAAUGAUGUCUUUAAUGAUGAUGGCGAAGAGGAUAAAGAUAUAAUUAUUUCCGAGGACGAAUAUGAUCUUCUUACACAAACCCCUCAUGAUACUACCGUUGAUUGCAAACUGAUUAUCAGCAAUAUAUGUAUCCGAUCAAAAAUAGAAGAAUGGCGAAAAAAGUCAAAAUACGUUGAAGAAUUACACAAGCAAGACUUAAUGCGUUAUAAUAUUCUAGACACAACAAAAUCAUCUGCGACGGAAGCACGAAAGCUCCUCAAAGAGCAUUGGGAUAAUAUUAUUGAAAGAAUAGAAGAAUUUUUAUCGUUUAGAUCCUAUAUUCCGAAUUACGCUUUCACUUCAUCUCAAGACACAGAACAAGAUGGACGGGCAGAAGAUGUUAAACAAUAUCUAAAAAAUUUAACGAAAAAUGCAAGCACUGUGAAUAAAUUAUGCAACACAAUCAAGACAGAGCGUGAAAAAUUACGGGCAAAUGGCAAUACACGAUGGAAAAAACAAGUUUUGCAAUUGAUGAAAAUAUUUCAAAAACAAUUUCUAAAUGGCAGAAACCGUUUAAAAGAAGAUCAGACUGAGGGCGAUUAUAUAAUCAAGUUUAUUUCUCACAUUUAUACCAUUCUGUUCGAAGAUAAAUCGUUUUUGGAAUGUAGUUGGGGUGAAUCGACCUUGCGAUAUUCCACUUUUCUAUUCAAUCGAUCGUUAAGAGAUGAUGAUCGACGAUGCUCGGGCAAUAAAAUUGAUGCGAUUCUUUCAAUGGUGGACAUGGAUUUUUUGGAGUUCUCGACCUUGGAAGUUUCAGGGCCUCCAUCAUGCCUCGAUCAUUCUCACUAUGUUGGGGAUAAGAAUAAGACCGCAAAGAUGCUCAAGAUUAUCUUGAACUACAUUAAAAUUAAAUACCCGGGUGAUUUUGAAGUGUUUAGGAGAAUAAAAGUAUAUGGUAUUCAAAUAUAUGAUCAUAAUUUUUACAUUUAUAGCAUGUGUAUGCCCUUUGCUGGUAUAUAUUACUUUAAACUGGAAAAAAAGUUUUCUUAUCCAACAAUUACACAAUUGAUAUCCACGAAGUUACCAAGGUUUGCUUCGAACUUGUGGAUAAUGCGGGAUAUGAUCAUUUCGAGUGCUAAAAGUAUACUGAUAUAUAUUGAUAAUUCUACUUCCGAAUCGAGUGAAGAGGAUUCUAAGAUUGACGAG